This is a messenger RNA of Phytophthora nicotianae INRA-310, 926 nucleotides long. RefSeq lists its product as hypothetical. The transcript has a single exon. NCBI's taxonomy places the organism in Eukaryota, Oomycota, Peronosporomycetes, Peronosporales, Peronosporaceae. The record is from RefSeq and is a predicted model, not a curated record. The coding region runs from base 190 to 693 and encodes 167 amino acids.
CAGGUGCAAAGUGCGUCACUCGCAACGGGACGACGUCGAGAUCCCAUACAAAUAUCCAUAGAAUCCUUGUUUACCCUCGAAACGGCUGUUCAUUUCUAUUCCCGAACCAAAGCUCCACGUGUGCGCUCAUUCUCCGUCUUCCUCGCAAGCCGCCGCAAGAAUCUCGUCCUUCCUUCUCUAAUUUCAACCAUGUCGCUUGACUUUUCCAAGGUGGAGAACAACCCGGUGCCGCUCAUCGCUGAGAAGCACAACAAGAACGUGGCGUUUGUCGUGUACCGCAACAAGAACAAGAACGUGGUUGUGUACGCUGCCAACAUCCGCGAGGACGGCACGCUGGACCCUGAGAACCCGCUGGACGUGUACUGGAUCAUGUUCGAGCAGGACGGCGCCCCCCGCGAGGAGCUCAACAUGAUUGAGCGCAAUACGGCUUACGGUGCCACCGUCAAGCCGCGUGAGGGCCAUCCCGGUGAGUACGAGGUGACGCUGACGUCGCUCAAGGACCGCGUCAUCUACCUGUCCAUCGUGGACGGCAAGCCUGUGGGUCGCGGCUCCAUUAACGGCCAGGACGGCUGCACGCUCGAGCGCGUGUUCGUCUACUCCACCACGUCGUGGGGCAUGCCCAAGGUGCAGCACAUCGAGAUCCACGGCAAGGACGCUGAGGGCAACGCCAUCAUGGAGAAGAAGAUCCCGUAGACGGAGAGUCGUCGCCGUUGCAUCUGCUGCAAAGCAGACUGUGAGUCCAACGGAGAGCUUGAUGCUCCCAAUAAACAAGAACUCAAAAAAUGUAAUAGAAAAAAAAAUCGCUACCAUGACAUUGUAACAACACGACCGUCUUCUUAUGUGAAAUGCAGAAGCUGUAGACGAAUCCUAGGACAAGCAAGUCUGUAAUUUAUGACUCUGAAGUACUUGCAAACUCAUUAUUGAUA